Molecule: messenger RNA, 666 nt
Organism: Vidua macroura (Pin-tailed whydah)
Lineage: Eukaryota; Metazoa; Chordata; Aves; Passeriformes; Viduidae
Gene: EREG
Product: epiregulin
Exons: 5
Coding region: 46-507 (153 amino acids)
Biological process (GO): positive regulation of mitotic nuclear division; positive regulation of cell population proliferation; epidermal growth factor receptor signaling pathway
Source: RefSeq, a predicted model, not a curated record
GCCUCUCUUCCUGCCGCCGCCUCUGCUCCCUGGGGACCGAGGGCGAUGGACGCUGGCUGCCUGUGGGGCCGCAGCCUGCUGCUCUUCCUCGGUUACCUAUUGCAAGCAGUCCUGGGCACAACAGUGAUCCCGUUAUGUGGGCCUGGUGAAAUGGAGAACUGCACAACAGCGCUCAUCCAGACAGAGAACAGCCCACGUGUGGCUCAAGUUGGGAUAACGAGAUGCAAGCCUGAAAUGAAGGACUACUGCUUCCAUGGGCAGUGUGUGUACAUCGUGGACUUGGAUGAGCACUAUUGCAGGUGUGACGUGGGCUUCUCCGGAGUGCGGUGCGUGCACUCGGAGCUCGUCCGGCAGCCCCUCAGCAAGGAGUACGUGGCACUGACCGUCAUCGUGGUCCUGCUCUUCCUCGCUGCCCUCUCUCUCGCCAGCUACUACAUCUGCAGAAGGUACCGCAACAAGAGGAGACAAACAAACACCAGUGAAUACAAGGAAGUUGGUGCACUAUAGGAGAAGCUGUGACUUCCUGCAGUGUUCUGUUCAUCUGGAUGGACUCAGUGGCUACCUGUCUAUUUAAAUGUUAUUUUUAUUAAUAAUAUUUACAAUAUUUAUAACCUUUAAAAAAUUUCAAUUGUUUGAUGAUUCAAUAAGCAUAGGUCAAGCAUUUUA